Messenger RNA from Xenia sp. Carnegie-2017, 2513 nucleotides. Its product is annotated as nephrocystin-3-like. Gene Ontology annotation, cellular component: kinesin complex. Lineage: Eukaryota; Metazoa; Cnidaria; Anthozoa; Malacalcyonacea; Xeniidae. Gene Ontology annotation, biological process: signal transduction. The coding region runs from base 82 to 1674 and encodes 530 amino acids. The record is from RefSeq and is a predicted model, not a curated record. Gene Ontology annotation, molecular function: protein binding. The transcript has 6 exons.
AUGCGUAUGAUGUUUUUAUGAGAUGAGUUUAAGAAAUUUGAAGUCGCUAUCAGUUCAAGCGGUGGAAAUGUCAGAAAGAUAAUGAAUUUGAAAUACAAUUAUUUGUCAUUCAAAAAAGAAUCACAACAGCAAAAUGAUGCUAAGAUAUCAAGCAAACAUGGCAUGGAGUAUUAUAAAAUCGGAAAAUACAAAAAAGCUAAGAAAUGUUUUAAGAAAUGCCUCGAAAGUCAGAAGACCUUACUAGGUGAUGAACAUGUUGAUGUAGCUACGACUUUAAACUAUCUUGGUAAUGUGUAUCCUGAACAUGUUGAUGUAGCUACGAUUUUAAACAAUCUUGGUAAUGUGUAUUAUGAGACCAACAAUUAUGCCAAAGCCAAAGAGUGUAAUGAAAAAGCGUUGCAAAUUCAACAAAAAUCACUUGGUCCUAAACAUGUUGAUGUGGCUAAGACUUUAAACGAUCUUGGUAAUAUGUAUCUUUGUACUAAAGAAUAUGACAAAGCAAAAGAAUUAUUUGAUAAAGCGCUAGAAAUUCAACAGAAAUCAUUUGGUCUUGAAUAUGUUGAUGUAGCUACGACUUUAAACAAUCUUGGCAAUGUGUACCAUCGUACUAAAGAAUAUGACUUAGCAGAAGAAUUAUUUAAAGAAGCGUUGAAAAUUCAACAAAAAUUACUAGGUUCUGAACAUGUUGACGUAGCUAAGACUUUAAAUGAUCUUGGUAAUGUGUAUAAUGAGACCAACAAAUUUACCAAAGGCAAAGAGUGUUACAAAAAACAGUUAGGUAAUGUGUAUUAUGAGACCAAGCAAUAUGCCAAAGCCAAAGAGUGUUAUGAAAAAGCUUUGGAAAUUCGAAAAAAAUCACUUUGUCCUAAACAUGUUGAUGUGGCUACGACUUUAAACAAUCUUGGUAAUGUGUAUUAUGAGACCAAGCAAUAUGCCGAAGUCAAAGAGUGCUAUGAAAAAGCGUUGGAAAUUCGAAAAAAAUCACUAGGUCCUGAACAUGUUGAUGUAGCUACGACUUUAAACAAUCUUGGUAAUGUGUAUUAUGAGACCAAGAAAUAUGCCGAAGCCAAAGAGUGUUAUGAAAAAGGGUUGGAAAUUAGAAGAAAAUCACUUGGUCCUAAACAUGUUGAUGUAGCCACGACUUUAAACAAUCUUGGCAAUGUGUACCAUCGUACUAAAGAGUAUGACAAUUUUGGCAAUGCGAUUCGUCCCACUAAACUAUGUGACAAUGCAAAAGAAUUUAACGAAAAAGUGUUGGAAAUUCGACAAAAAUCUGUUGCUUCGGAUCAUGGUGUUUUUACUGAAUCUUCAAACAAUAUUGAAAUAAUGUCUGAUGACACUGCUGAUGCUAAAGCCCCUUCAAAUUUACACGUUCAUACGGAGAAAAUAGAAGAAAUUAAACAAAUUCUGCUAGAGUUUGCCAAAGAAAUUUCUGAUAAAUGGAAGGAUUUGGCAAGAUUUCUGAAUGUCAGCGAUGCGAAAAUAAAAGAAAUUGAACUAGAUCAUCGUAAUGUGGAGUGGCAAGGGUUUGAAAUGCUAAAGUUUUGGUGGGAUAAUCGAGAAAAGAAUCAGUUGUGGUACGAAGAACUUGCUGUUGCUUUUAGCAAGAUCGAGAAAAAAAAUUUGGCUAAAGACCUUGUUAAUAAAGGUGCAAAUGUUGCUAAAUACUGUUAAACUGAAAUUAAAAGGUCAUUUGUUCAUUUUUUAUAAUCGCCAUUUUCAUGUAAAUCUCAGAAGCCAACAUUGGAUUGGUUAUAUUGAUUUACAUUUUAAUAAUAUACAUGAGAAAACUUCUCAGUUCUCAUUGGUUAAUUAAGAGCAGUGCAAUUUAUUGUAAUUAUCAGUGGAAAAAAUAAGAAACACGGUGCCGAAAAAAGGAAAUACAGUGCAAUUUUUUUUAAAAAAAAUUUGCUCCUGAUUGGUUAAUCAAGCAAAGAAGUGAUCUAAGAACCAGUCAAAAUAAAACAUUUCAAAGGCGUGAAAGUUAAAUUAAAGUAAGCAAAGCAAAUGCAAUGUCUGGUGCAAGUUUACGUAAAUUUUCCUUGGUGAACGAGCUAACACUUCACCGUUUGCAAGACGUGUUUGGAAAAAAUAUGAACACUGCCAAAAGUAGUUACCUUGUUCUAGCUGCGUGUGUGAAAGCUAUAGUGUUAUAAAAAGUAAUAUCCAAUGGAAUUGUAAUAUACGAGCCAGCCAGAUUUAAGAAAUGUUUUCAUGUAUAUUAAAUCCUUAAUAACUGAGCUCGAGGUGUUUUGGAGAAAUAUCGGACCGUAGUCUUUUUGCACCAACCGACCCCGUAGUAAAGUAUAGAUCGUGAAAUCGAGGUUAUUAAAAUGUUUAUUAUAUACGGCAUUAUUUGACCUGAAACAAAGCUUGCUUUCUUUCUGGUCCUUGCUGUUUUGUAAGAUUUGGCUUUCACUUUUCUAGUUUUUGUUAGUAAAAAUAUAUCAUUUCUAAUUUUGUAUCGUCUGCAUAAUUAAAAUCUUUUCGUGAGUUUUUCCUUUUACUCACAU